GAUAAAAAUAGGUUAGUCAGUUGCGAAGGCCCGAAGCCGCUUAGCAGCAUAGUUUGGCUCUGCAGUAUUUAUUUGUUAGCCGUAUACUUACGGCAAAAUAUGUCUGCAGAAAAAUGUAAAAGAUAGCUGGUCAAAUAAUGAAUUUCAACAGUCUUUCAAUAUUACCACUUCAUCAUUAUCCGGAGUACCUCAAGCCAUGCUGCGACUUAAUAAACGCAGAAUGGCCUCGCAGUGAGACUGCUAGAAUGAUGUCGCUUCAAGCAUCGUGCGACUCUCUGCCCACCAGCUUUAUUCUAGUUAAUGAUAAAUGUGUCAUAGGGCAUUGUAAAUUAACGCCCAUCCCAAGUAUACCCGAGAGUUGCUUCAUCGAGACUGUAGUUAUAAGUAAAUCACUGCGUGGAAAGAAAUUGGGCAGUUUUCUUAUGAACAAAAUGGAAGAUUAUGGAAGAGACGUUUUAAAACUAAAAAUGAUGCAUUUGUCCACGAAAGGACAGGAGAACUUCUAUGCAAAAUUGGGAUAUGAGUUAUGUCCUCCAGUGUCAAUUUACGGCACUUGUGUGAAUAGUAUGUUUAAAAAAUCAGAGGAAGAAAGUUCAGAGACUGUUAAAUAUGUGCCACAAAACGCAGAAACUAGCGGGUUUGCGCCGCCGCCCCCUCCCCCACCGAUGCCGAAGGCUCCUGAUAUAAAUGGCAGUAACCAAAAGAACUGUAUCAAAAGUACUAAAACAUUUAUGUUUAAAUAUUUAUAAUAUACGUUUUUAAAUAAUCAAUUAUAACAUUAAGCCAAAUACCUGCACCUGAACCUAAACUAUCAUUAUUUUCAAAUUGUUGGCUCUGUCUACCCCGCGAGGGAUAAAGACGUGACUUUAUGUUUAUGUUUUUAAAUAAUAGUGUGUUUGCAAUGUGGAUUAACGAAAAAAUAUUCUAAAAUCGGAGCAGUAAAUAAAAAUAAAACUUUAAGUAUUAACAGAGUUUAUUCAUUAUUAUUUCAAAAAUGUUAAUUCCACUAUUAUAUUUCU
Molecule: messenger RNA, 1019 nt
Organism: Amyelois transitella
Lineage: Eukaryota; Metazoa; Arthropoda; Insecta; Lepidoptera; Pyralidae
Gene: Naa80
Product: N-alpha-acetyltransferase 80
Exons: 2
Coding region: 138-749 (203 amino acids)
Biological process (GO): protein acetylation
Cellular component (GO): cytoplasm
Molecular function (GO): acetyl-CoA binding; N-acetyltransferase activity
Source: RefSeq, a predicted model, not a curated record